GGAAUAAUGAAAAUAAUGAUUGCUCCCAGAACAUGGCGGCCAAAUAUUGUGGAGAGUUAUUGUUGACGUUGUUGGUCUUAUUUGUCAAUCCUGUGCAUGGAUGGGAUUCCGAUGAUCUUGAAAUAUUUGAUCUCGUGGAAGAAAUAAAUGUUAACUUUUAUCAAUACUUUGGUAUUGAGCAGUCAGCCUCUACUUCAGAGAUUAAAAAAGCUUACAGAAAGUUGACUCUACAAUAUCACCCAGACAAAAACAGUGCAGAGGAUGCUGAAGAGAAAUUUAGACAAAUUGUUGCUAUUUAUGAAGUGCUCAAAGAUGACAAUAAAAGAGCAAAAUACAAUCAAGUUCUUGUGGAGGGACUGCCUGAUUGGCGACAACCCGUGUACUAUUAUCGAAGAGCCAGAAAAAUGGGCAUUUAUGAACUGGCUAUUUUGAUGUUCAUAAUCUUCACACUUGGGCAGUAUUUUGUUGCCUGGGCCAUUUACAUAGAAAAGCGUUUGGUUCUAGAUGAGGUAUUAAGUUCUAAGAAAAAAAAGGAGAAAAAAAAGAAAAAGCAAGCUGCUGUUGAUGACUGCGUCAGCGAGGAAGAAAGUAUUCCAACACCAAGAGUCCUAGAUUUGUGGCCCUUUCGACUUUCAGUCUACAUUUUUUUUACAAUAUACAAUCUACCUGCAACUAUUCACUUGUGGCUAGAGGAAAGGAAAAAAAGACAAGAAAGAGAAGAAGAAGCUCGGGCUGCAGCUUUGGAAGAGUCCAAAGAAGAAUUCAUCAGAAAACCCAAGAAAAGAGCUCAAAUGGAACUGCCAGAAUACAGCAGUGAAAUGUUAGCGAAAUAUUCAGAGCCACUGUCAAAUAAAAAAGAAACUCAAACACUUGAAAAAGAUAUUACUGACAUGUCUUCAGUCAAAAAAGGAGACUGGACUAGUGAAGAACUGGUUCUACUUUCUAAAGCAGUGAACAAAUUUCCUGGUGGAACUCAUGACCGCUGGGAGAAAAUAGCAGAAAUGGUGGGACGAACUGUGGCUGAUGUGACUGCUAAAGCAAAAGAGACUAAAGGAAACUACAGUAUGAAUCUAAGUGACUCGGUACAAAGUUCAUUUAGUAAAUCACUUGGAAAUUUUUCAAUUAGUGACUACAUCAUCACUCAAAAUGAGGAUGGCGAUGACAUUCUUGUACCUUGUGAUGAGAAUGGAGAGCCUACUGUCAGAAAGCGUCAUAAACCAACAAAGAUUGAGAAAACAGCUGAGAGAACUCUUUUAAUAACACAGAGCAAAGAGGAGAAUCCAUCAGUUCAAGCAAAUGUGAGUUCAUCCCUGGCUAAAGGACCUGUCAAAAAUGUUCUAACCAUUAACAGUGAUGUCAUCAAAUCCAAAGAGCCUUGGACACAAAAUCAACAAACAAUAUUUGAAUGGGCUCUAAAGCAGUAUCCUAAAGGAACAGAAGCAAGGUGGGAUAAAGUAGCACAGCAUAUACCUGGGAAAACUAAGGAAGACUGUAUAUUAAGAUUUAAAGAGCUGGCAGAACUUGUUAGUAAAAGGAAGAAAGAGCAAGUCAAUGUCAGCAAAUAGCAGUGUUUAGAUUGGACUAUCAAAUAGCAGUGUUUAGAUUUAGAUUGUAGCAUUGUUCAAGUCAAGUCUGUUGCUUUCAUCAUUUAAAAGAUGUGGGCAACGCAUUUGAAGGAAAACACAGCUAUCAAAUAAACUAAGUCAGGCAAAGUUUCAUUUACAAACUCUUAUAAUUUUUUUUUUAUAGUAGACUUUAAAAUUUCUGAUGUUGAUAUUAUUGUUUACUCUACUCUGUUAUAUUUGAAUGAGUGAAACAGAAAAGUUAUAAAGCUUUUACUUCAAGGAAGACUUGUUCUCUGGUCAUAAGUAUUACACUUAUGUGUCAUAUUUUCUCAGUAAUUGUGUAGAUAUUUUCUCUGUAGUUAUUGCUGUAGAUUUUGUCAUGACAUUUGCAAGUCUAGUCUUUUAUUAUUUCAGCUUUUGCUCUAAACUCAUGUCCAUAAAAUUAUUGUAGGCUGUGGGGGGAGGGCAAUUUAGUUAUAGCCUAUUGAAAAAGUGAGCUCUUCAAAAUGCUUCAUCAUUAAUUUAUUAUUCAUUAAUAUUCAUUUCUGAAUGACAGAUAAGUUGUUGAAUUACAUGUCAAAUAAAAUGGUAAUUUAUUGAUUUGUCAAAAUAUCUGAAUAAAAAAAUAGAUCUUGUUACACUAUUUCUUGUUUGGGAAUUGUAAGGUGUUUGGUAGAUUUCAACUUAAACCUUGCUAACUACCUAGAUCACAAUGUGAUGUAAAUGUUUCUUAGAAUCUCUUCUGUUUUAUUGUAGUGUAUAUCUUAAGUCAUUACAAUGUUGAUACCUGUUUCUGGUGAGCUGUUAAACUUAGAAGGCAUUAUGUACAUUUUUUUUUCUAAAGGAAAAGAAAUGUGAAUAACUUUGUUGAUAUUCCAAGAUUUUUCCUAUCACUGGUAGUAUAUGAAUGAAGAAACUUCUAGAGUUUUAUUUUUUUCAUACUAACAAAGUCACUAAAACAUUUCAGUUUCCACAUUGUCACUGAGUUUUUCUGUGAAAUAUCUUCCUUUAGAUGAUAACUGCAAAACAUUGUAUUUAUGAACAUGUUGCUAAAAGCUGUUGAUUUUUUGAGUAUUCAUGUCAACCAAAGUGAAAUGACACCACAAAACUGCUGUGUUUCUGAAUCAUAUCGUGUUGAAUGAUUUAUUUUUUUUGUUGGGGUUGCGAAUCCUUGUGUAUUAUUUAGCAGUGACAGGGUAAAGUACUUCUAAAAUAUAAGAAUUCACUGGGUGAAAUGGAGUGAUGUCAUUAAAAAAAAAAAAUUAAUUUUAGAAUGCCCAGUUAAAAUAAAAAUUAAUUCUAAAUUGCUUAAAACAUAUAAAUUAAGAAAAAAUUUCUACAGAUUGAUUUACAUGAGCUAUCAAACAAUAAUAAAGUGUGAGGCACAGAAUGCAAUCAAAUGUCUCAAUAUGUUUGAACAUUUAUUUGUAGUAAGUAAGUAUGAAAACAUGUAUUUAAUGCAUGGUACAAGAUGUCUAUAACAAAAAGUCUGAAGUGAACAAAUGACACUAUGUACAGUAUAUUUCAAAGAUGACCAUAAAUUUAAAAAUAAAAACCUUGCUAUUGUGUAGCAGAUUCAUUACAGCAUCACCUUUGUUUUGUUUCUAAUGAACUUGGUUCAUUGGUUCAUCAAAUCAAAUGAAUCAAAUGUUGAUGAAAUGAAAACUUGAAUAUGUUUAUCUUUCUUGUGAACAGGUUUUUUUUUAUAUGAUGUUUUAUGUGAUCGCUUGGUUGUAAUUAUUAUAUAGUAAAAUUAUGUGUCAAUAUGGUUUGAUACAUUAAAUUGGAGAUGUCAAAGGUAAAUUGUCAUGAAGACAAUGUUACUUUUAAGUUGUUAAGUGUACAGGGAUGCAUCAAUGAUGGCUGGGCAAAAAGAAAAUAUGUCUACAAAUAAUUUUAACCUUUUUUUUUCACUUUGCUCCAGAGUUUUCCAGAACAUUACAUGCUAUUCUAAGUCUCUUUAAUGUAAGGUUUACUAGUAAUACAAACAAGGUUUGUUGUUUUAAUGAUAAAUGAAAACGUCCAGUAAGGAUACAGUGAUUGUUAUCAAUGAACUAACUGUUAAUCUGCAUCAGAUAUUUUAUAGCAUGACAAGUUAAUACUUUGUUUAAUGACAUCAAAACAUACAAAACUGAAUUUGAAAGCAAUGAGAAAUAGAGACAGAACAAAAAAUCAAGAUAAAGUUCAAUGACAGGAAUGUUCAUCCACUGGAUACAAAAUGACUUUCACAUCCUACAAAAUAAACCAUUGAAGCAAGAGAACAACUCAAAUGUAGACACAAUUAAAAGAAAAAAAAAAAAAAAAA
Messenger RNA from Biomphalaria glabrata, 3870 nucleotides. RefSeq names its product dnaJ homolog subfamily C member 1-like. Bases 33 to 1565 code for a protein of 510 amino acids. Gene Ontology annotation, cellular component: endomembrane system. The record is from RefSeq and is a predicted model, not a curated record. The transcript is spliced from 11 exons. Lineage: Eukaryota; Metazoa; Mollusca; Gastropoda; Planorbidae.